This is a messenger RNA of Linum trigynum, 906 nucleotides long. NCBI's taxonomy places the organism in Eukaryota, Viridiplantae, Streptophyta, Magnoliopsida, Malpighiales, Linaceae. The record is from the annotation of a GenBank genome assembly.
CAACACCCGGAUUUCUCAUUUUGUCUUUGUUCAAACCCCUGCCGACAGUUCCACGAUGGCCUCCAUACCAGCCGAACCCUCAAUCGCAAACUCGUCCACUCUGUGUCAACAGCUGUCCGUCGUCCGUCAUCCUACGCGGAUCCGUCUCCCUGGCCGCCGCAAGGUGGCCUACGACUACGAGUUGCCAGACUUCAGAGGGUUGAAGGUUCAAGCGCUUUCGAAGAAGUUGACAUUUACUGCGAGGAGUCCUCGGUUGCCUACAAGAAACACCCGGUGCAUAGUCUGCGAAUGCGAUGCUCAGGAAACUGCAGUCGAUAUUCCAACAGCAAGUGAUGAGACAUGGCAGUCAUUAGUCCUGGAAGCGAAGGGAGCAGUGCUGGUUGAAUUCUGGGCGCCAUGGUGCGGGCCAUGCAGAAUGGCGCAUCCAGUAGUAGCCGAGCUGUCCAGGCAAUACGCUGGGAAGGCGAAGUUCUACAAAUUGAACACCGACGACAGUCCGUCCACUGCAACCAAGUAUGGCAUUCGCAGCAUCCCAACCAUCAUCAUUUUUGUCGAUGGUGUGAAGAGAGAUGCAAUUAUUGGCGCUGUACCCAAGACAACACUAACUGCCACCAUUGAGAAACUAAUUUAACAACACGUUUUUAUGCCUUUUGAGUUUUGGUUACUUCGGACCAGCUGAAAUUUAUUAAAGAAGCAAGAUUUCACUUUCAGAGGGGAAGUUUCAUAUGUUACAACCAUUUACCCUUUGUUUUGGAAGGAAGGGAGGAAAAUGAGGGGAGGUGAAGGAAAAUUAGGAGGGGAGGGGAGAUUUCGAGGUGAAGGAAAUUGAGAGGAAAAUGUUGUUUUAUGGAUGAAAAUGGGAAGAAAAGUACGUAUUGGGAAGUGUAAUGAAUAUGUUAUUUUAUU